Messenger RNA from Homalodisca vitripennis (glassy-winged sharpshooter), 2390 nucleotides. RefSeq names its product protein fem-1 homolog B-like. Lineage: Eukaryota; Metazoa; Arthropoda; Insecta; Hemiptera; Cicadellidae. The coding region runs from base 1 to 669 and encodes 222 amino acids. Gene Ontology annotation, molecular function: protein binding. Gene Ontology annotation, cellular component: cytoplasm; nucleus. The transcript has 6 exons. The record is from RefSeq and is a predicted model, not a curated record.
AUGAAGCUCUCUUCUUUCUACUGUGGAAAUUUUUGCUUACCAUUCUCAGUCCUGCUGCUGACUGCCAUGGUGGUCUACAAGCUCAAGCAACCCCACAACAGAAGUGUCUGCUUCAAUGGACAGUGUCAAGGCAAGCAAUGUAUCCUGUUGCUAAAUCAGUUCCCCUCCUUGGUCAACCAUCCCAUGCCUCCUUACUGCUUCACUCCUUUCCUGAGGGCAUGCUGGAGUGGCAACACACCAUUAGUUAGAUACAUGCUGAAAAAUGGAGCGGACUUGCAUUCGUGUACUAUUAGUAGAGAAACUCCUAUUUUACUGGCAGCGUACCGAGUUAUCAAGAACAAAGUAUGGGACCCAAGUGUUCUGAAUCUCCUCCAUGAAGCAGGUUGUGAUCUGAGUGAGCCAAACAAGAAAGGUAGCACCGCAUUACACCUGGCCGCACGUGAAGGUCACACCUCACUCACCUACUGGCUGCUGGUACGCGGUGCACACCUCACCUUACGCCCUUCCUCCAAGCAGAAGACUCCUUACCAAGUUGCUAUGACCCAUGAGGACUUGAAACAUAGAAGUGUAGCAGCCAUUCUCCACACAUUCUCUCCUGAGAUGGUUUGCCAGCAUCCAGAACCACCCAAACAGCACCACGGUGACCGGGCCGAAAAGAAAAGACAGUGAAUGUUCACACAACCAGAAUGUAUUCAGUUGAGUCGGUUUUUCUUUCAACUACUCACCGGUCUGUGUCGAAGAUAAGCAACUAGAGGCUACCUCUUCUCUAUCACCAACAGAUGUCUUCCAGAUGGAGUGUUAUCACAAGGAACUUGGCAGCCUGAAGUGCUAGUGCAAUUCGUAGAGGUGUGAAAAACAUUUUUUUAUAAUUCCUAAGUGCCACUAUAUUAAAAAACAAGUUUAUACCAUAUUUAUUUCCAAAGUUUUGUAUUUAGGUUAUUUACCCUUAAGCCAUGUUAGAUAAAUAAUGCCAACAUAACAACAAAUGGUCGUUAUAACCACAUAUUUAAUAAACAUAACUGUGAUAACUUUCACCAAUUAUGUAGUACAAUGUUGUAAGUGACCAGUUUUCAGCUUUUAUUUAAUUUUAAGUCAAUUAUUAGUAAAAUACUUAAUUUUUUAGUUAAUAGUGUUUUGUUGUAGUGGUUAUCUAGUUUGUAUGUGUACAAAGCUUGUUGUUUUUUUUUUUUUUUUACACUGAAAUACAAAAAUAAUAAUUUUAAUUUUGUUACUUAAUGGAAGCAAACAUUUUGGUGUAGUUUCGCUUUUAAGAAGUUUCCAUUGCAAUAUAAUUUUGAAUAUCUUCAGCUUAUACAGUGUAUGGUGUUUAAAAAAAUAUAUGUUGUGUUUGGUUUCCAGUGAUAAAAGUAAAAUUUUGUACUUAAAACUUAAAUCAAAUAAAUGCCACGGUUGGUGUAUUCUUAAAGGCAGCAAAGGUUUAACUGUGUAUCGCUUACAAUUGUACUGAUGAAACAAGAUGAUUCAAUUUUAUACUGUUAUAAAAAUAGUAGUGAUAUAAGUGUUCCAGUUGUAGGAAUUUGUACCUCGGAUUCCAUUAACGGACAUUUUUAAUGAACUAAAGAAUAAUAAAUUAGAGUGAAAAAUUGGUUUUUGUAGGUAGUGUCCUUAUUCAGUUACCAAUUAGUACUCAAUGAAGCUUAAUUAAUUGAGUAUUGAUCCAUUAAAUAAAUGCAAACUGUAAAGUUGUUAAAAUUUUUUGGGGAGCUCCACUUGUGACAUUAAUUUAUACCUACUAUUACUAAUUUUAACUCCUGCGAAGCGUUUUAGAGUAGUAGUUUGAGUAUAAUAAGCAUCCAAAUAGUUAUCCCUGGAUAACAUAUAAGUAUAAGUGGAUGCGGAUUUUAAAUCUUUUGAUUUAUUUUAUAUAUUUCUCACUUUUAUAAGACCUUAACAAAGAACUUUCAAAUUGAUCUGUGAUUGUAUUAGAGAUUUUCUUAUCCUCAUGGAAAUAAAAUUACUGCACCAUGAAACAGUUGGAAAAAAACACAUCCAUUUAGUUAAAAAGAGUCAGUUUUAUCCUACAACCAUAUAAAAGAUUUUACUUUUUUCUAACACACUACUUAAUUCUACUAUGUUUUUCCCAGCUAGCUGUUUAUAAGUAUUAUUUGUAGUUGAUAAUUUAGUUGGCAUUACAGAUUUAGACCGUAUGCCCAGUAAGAGCUUUUAAUAUUAUACUAUUGUUCCUAAAUUAGGAUUAAGAAUGUAUAGAACUGUUCAGACAUAUCAAUAACUUAAGUUUAACUUGUAUGUUUGACCAAGCUUUGAAAAGUACAAAACAUGUACUUUUACAUUAUAUAUAAGUACGUUUUUGUUAUGUUGUUGAAACAUUGUAUUUUAAAGUUUGUUUAUAAUAAUACUAUUUUGACGAA